This is a messenger RNA of Sinocyclocheilus anshuiensis, 742 nucleotides long. RefSeq lists its product as uncharacterized. Gene Ontology annotation, molecular function: ubiquitin-protein transferase activity. The coding region runs from base 8 to 742 and encodes 244 amino acids. NCBI's taxonomy places the organism in Eukaryota, Metazoa, Chordata, Actinopteri, Cypriniformes, Cyprinidae. The transcript has 5 exons. The record is from RefSeq and is a predicted model, not a curated record.
UGUGGUAAUGAAGUUUGUGUAUUAUAUUGUAAGCACGCAACCUCUGGAAUUCAAUGCGUCUAUGGAGGAACCAUCUACAUCUGGAUUUUCCGUGCCUGUGACACAUACCGGUGAUCAUUCAAAUGCAGCUGAAGCCGCAAGCAUGAGUUAUGAUUGGAAAACUGAACCAGAUAAAAAUAAAGCAGCAUCCUUAUACACAAAGGAAAUAAUUUGCCAACAUGAGAUGAGAAAGCCCCUCUUGAUGACCAUGGAUUUGAGGAUGGACAAGGAAGAUCAAGACAGAGAACUUGUUGCAUUCUACAAACAAAACGGCAUAGAAUGGGCAAGCCCUGUGAAGUGCAGACUCCAAGGGGAUGCUGCCAUUGGUGAGGGAGUAACCAGACAUUUCUUGUCUACUGUUAUACAGAGGCUUCAGCAUGGAUUUAAUUUUAACAUGGGAAAUACUGCAAGGACCUGUCUCUUUGACGGUGAACCAGGUCAUCUUGUUCCAUCAUCAUCACAAUUUCUCGUAGAGAGUGAUCUGUUCCUUGUUGCAGGACGAAUGAUUGGACAUUCUUUCCUACAUGGUGGACCUCGGUUGGCUGGAGUCAGCCAAGCAAUAGUCCAUGUACUACUAGGAGGUUCACCUGAGACCGCUACAGUGCAAAUAGAAGACUGUCCUGACCAUGAUAUUCGUGAAACCAAUACAACUGAACUCGGAUCACUUGGGUGUUUCGGAGAGGAAGCACUACUCCGUAGAUGA